Molecule: messenger RNA, 7720 nt
Organism: Alosa alosa (allis shad)
Lineage: Eukaryota; Metazoa; Chordata; Actinopteri; Clupeiformes; Clupeidae
Gene: fhod3b
Product: formin homology 2 domain containing 3b
Exons: 30
Coding region: 361-5583 (1740 amino acids)
Biological process (GO): cortical actin cytoskeleton organization; sarcomere organization; actin filament network formation
Cellular component (GO): cytoplasm; cytoskeleton
Molecular function (GO): actin filament binding
Source: RefSeq, a predicted model, not a curated record
UCCUGUCCGCAGUCUGCCUCAGCACCUUGCCUGCCCACAAUGCCCUUGGAUACUGGCGUGCCUCCUUCAGACAAUCUGCUGUAGAGACUCAAUUCUUAAUCGCGCACGAAUUGCGGGGGUUUUACCCUUAACAUUGGGAGGAACAAGGGGCUAGAGUCGUUGCCCCUCUGAACAUUUUUUAAUGAUUUUAUCUAUGCGAUUUUAUGUGACGGAGUACGUUGGCGGAUAACUGACAGAGCAGCAACUGCAACUGCUUCACUGGUUACCUGCUCUAACCGCGGUAGCGCGAUAGACCAAAUAUUACAGCGGUAUUUACUGAUUGUGCGGACUUUUCUCCAAACAUUUUUGCAUGGAUGUAUAAUGGCUACGUUUGUAUGCAGGGUACAGUUCCUAGAUGAUACUGAUCCAUUUAACAGCACAAAUUUUCCCGAGCCGACCAGACCUCCUCAUUACACAUUCAGGGAAGAUAUUCCUUUUAUUAAUCAAAUUGCUGGAAUCCAUCGGCUUCUCAAAGCCCCACAAAAGCUUGAUGACUGCGCUCUGCAGCUCUCCCACAAUGGAAGCUACCUGGACCUGGAGUCCACUCUGGCGGAGCAGAAGGACGAGCUGGAGGGCUUCCAGGAAGAUGGAGGAAGAGGGAAGAAGCACAGUAUCAUCCUCCGGACUCAGCUGUCUGUGAGAGUUCACGCCUGCAUUGAGAAGCUGUAUAACUCCAGUGGCCGGGAGCUCAGAAGAGCCCUCUUCUCUCUCAAGCAGAUCUUCCAGGAUGAUAAGGACCUGGUGCAUGAGUUUGUGGUGGCGGAGGGGCUCACGUGUCUCAUCCGCGUGGGAGCGGAGGCCGACCAGAACUACCAGAACUAUAUUCUCAGAGCUCUGGGGCAGAUCAUGCUGUAUGUGGAUGGGAUGAAUGGCUUGAUCAGCCAUAAUGAAACAGUGCAGUGGCUCUACACCCUCAUCGGAUCUAAGUUCCGUCUGGUGGUGAAGACGGCCCUGAAGCUGCUGCUAGUGUUUGUGGAGUACACCGAGGCCAACGCCACGCUGCUCAUCCAGGCCGUCUGCGCCGUGGACACCAGGAAAGGGUGUAAGCCAUGGUCAAAUGCCAUGGAGAUUCUUGAUGAAAAAGAUGGAGUAGACACAGAGUUGUUGGUGUAUGCCAUGACUCUGAUAAAUAAGACGCUGGCUGGACUCCCUGACCAGGACUCCUACUAUGACGUGGUGGACUGUCUGGAGGAGCAGGGCAUUGAGGCCAUGGCACACAGACACCUGAACAGGAAGGGCACAGACCUCGACCUGGUGGAGCAGUUCAACAUCUAUGAGUUGAACCUGCGGCACGAGGACGGGGACGAUGAGAGCCAGCCUCCGCUCUCCGGACGUAAGGACCGGCGACGCGCCAGCGUGGGGGGGCCCCCGGAGAGGCGGGGCCUGGAGAGGAGGCGCAGCAGGAGACACUCCCUGCAGAACGGCAAAGGCCCCGCCUCCGCCCCGGCGUCGCCCAGCAACCACGGCCACGGCCCCAACUUCCCCUCGUUCAACGGGGCCAGGAUCGAGGACAUCAACGAGAGAGAGGAUGAGGAGGAUUAUGAUGAGGAGGAGGAGGAGGAGGAAGAUGUGGAACCUCAGGUCACAGAGCCCUCUAGACAGGGAACUGCCAGUGGGGCAUUGCCAGUACCAUCAGCAGUAGCUGCCACAGAGGAGGCAUCUAGCUUGUGUUUGCCUUUUAAGUGCAUGGUCAACCUCCUCCCUAGCGUUCCGGAGACUGUGGGGGAACCACCACGCAGGUCGGUGACCAGGGUCACCUGCGCUGCCCCGAUUCGCUCCCCCCCUGCCCCAGCCACUGGCUCGCCCCUCCCCUCUCCUGGGUCCUCUCUGAGGAGAGCCACUGUCCAUGGCGGCGGCUCCCCCAGGGCCUCCUCCAGAGAGUCUGACUCCCAACUCCCCCCUGUGGCUCUCCCCCGCUCCCCCCACUCGCAGCAGGACCUGGGGGCCGCGAGGGCCGAGGCCGGGAGCCCAGGGGGCCCGUCUGGAGAGCAGCUGUGCAGUCAGUCAGAUGUUGCACAGUCAAAGACCCCAUGUGCUUUCUGUAUGUCUAGGGCCAGUUUUGGCCCCGCCAGACACCACGGUCAUGGCACCUAUCCUGGCCGGUCCCACUGUGUGGCCAGCGCUCCGUCCACCCCACAAAGCCGCUUCGCACCUUCAGCUCCUCCUUCUCCUUCUACAGAGGUCAAGACAGACAGAACCACACUUGGGGGCUUGCUGACGUCCUCGUACCGGCAGCAUCAGGAGUCUCUGGCUGCGGAGCGGGAACGACGACGCAUGGAGAGAGAAGAGCGAUUGCAGAGAAUUGAGCGAGAAGAGAGAAGCCGCUUCAAUCGAGAUCACAUCGACAAACGGGAGGAGGUCAGACAAGCUCGGGAGGACAGGUAUAAACAGGUGGAGAGGGUGGCAGCAGAGGAGUAUGAGCGGGAGCGUGUGAGAGCGCCACCUAGAGGUCGCACAGAGAUCACGCUGAGCCUGAGCUCCCGCAGCACCGCCUCAUCUCACAGUCCCACUCCGGAGUCUGUCACACGCACACACACUACGCACGUAAAUGAGCUCCGGUCUAAGCCAAGCCGUGGCCCACAGGCUCCUGCCCGUUCAGGAGUGGAGCCGCUCCCGCCGCCGCCGGCGUCUGCCUCCCCCUCAGCAGCACCUCCCCCAGGCGCUCCCUCGCCUCACUCCCCCUCCGGCGCAGACCAGCGGCACUCAACCAAGGAGCUCGCCGCCUCCGAGCCACACACACAGCAGAUUGAGGAGCAGCAGCAGCAGGAGGAGCAGGAGGAGGAGGAGGAGAGGACGCAGGAACAUGCAGCAGAGCUGAAGCCAGGAGCCGAGCUGCAGCCACAGGUGGUGGAGGAGGACGAGAAGACAGGUGUGGAGGUGGAGGUGGAGGAGGAGGAGGCUGAGGGAGAGAUGGAGGCGGAGGACGAGUCGGAGAAGGAGCAGAUCCUGGAGAGAGAGGCGGAGGAGAGCAGCCUCCUGAGUGAGAAGGAGAGGCAGAACGAGGAGGUGAACGAGAAGGACAACUGCUCAGCCUCCAGCAUCUCCUCAGCAAGCAGCACACUGGAGAGGGAGGAGAAGGAGGAGAAACUCAGCAGUGACAAUAACUCAGGCCAGUGGUCCGAAGAUGUGGAUGCCAAUGAUCAGUGUAGAAAGGUGCUCAAUGGCUCCCGUUUCAAGCUGGAUAAACUGUACGGCGGCCAGAACCAGAGGCCACUAGAUGAGGAGGAGAAGGAGAAGGAGAGCGAGAGGGACGAGAAGCAGAGCGUGGGUCAGGACCUGGCCAUCCGCAUCUCCACGCUGGAGGCACGGCAGCAGGCCGGCGAGGAGAACCUCAAGAAGAUGGACAAGGGUCACCUGGACAACCAGGGCAACGUGCGGGCGGUGGCCGAGAAGUUCGGAGAUCUGGUCAAGGGCCUGGUGUCGCCGGCGGAGGUGGAGGCCCUCGAGAAGCAAGCGCAGGAGAAGCAGCUGUCGGACAAGAGCCCGUCCCCGUCCUCGCCGAUCGCUCCGCCCCCGCUUCCAAAGAAGGAGUCGGACCAGAUCUGGGACCAGCUGAUGGCCUGCCCCCGCGAGCUGCGCAUCAAGGAGAUGAACUUCACUGACCUGACGGAGGCCGACGACGUGGACAUCCUGGACACGGUCAGCGCGUUCGGCUCCUCAGACCUCACGCCUCCGCCGCUGCCUCCGCCCCACUGUUUGUCUGCGCUGCCUCCCCCGCCGCCCCUCAUGGGCUGCCCCCCUCCCCCACCCAUGCCCGGCAUGCGGAUGCCACCCCCUCCGCCCUUCAUCGAGCCAUACCCACCGCCGGGCUCGCCGAUGCCCAACAGGGGAGAAGCGCCACACUUCCAGAAGAAGAGGAAGACCAUCCGGCUUUUCUGGAACGAGAUCCGGCCGGCAGACAGGCAGUACCCCGGCCUGAAGAACAACAGGGAAUCCCUGUGGUCCAAGCUGGAGCCCGUCAAAGUGGACACGUCCAAGUUGGAGAACCUGUUUGAGACCAAGUCCAAGGAGCUACCCGUCACAAAGAAAACAGCUGCAGAUGGCAAACGUCAAGAGAUUAUUGUCCUGGACUCCAAAAGAAGUAAUGCCAUCAACAUCGGCCUGACAGUCUUACCGCCUCCCCGCACUAUUAAGACAGCCAUCCUCAACUUUGAUGAGUAUGCGCUGAACAAGGAGGGCAUCGAGAAAAUUCUCACCAUGAUCCCCACAGAGGAGGAGAAGCAGAAGAUCCAGGAGGCCCAGCUGCUGACCCCGGAGGUCCCGCUGGGCAGCGCCGAGCAGUUCCUGCUCACGCUCUCCUCCAUCACCGAGCUGUCCGCCCGCCUGCAGCUCUGGGCCUUCAAGAUGGACUACGACACCAUCGAGAAGGAAGUGGCUGAGCCCAUGCAGGACCUGAAAGAAGGCAUGGAGCAGCUGGAGAAGAACAAGACACUGCGCUACAUCCUGUCCACGCUACUCGCCAUCGGCAACUUCCUCAACGGCUCAAACGCGAAGGGUUUUGAACUGAGCUAUCUGGAGAAAGUUCCAGAAGUGAAGGACACGGUGCACAAACAGUCUCUCCUUCACCACGCAUGCUCCAUCGUGGUGGAGAGGUUUCCAGACAGUUCGGACCUCUACUCUGAGAUCGGGGCCAUCACACGCUCUGCCAAGGUGGACUUUGACCAGCUCCAGGAGAACCUCAGCCAGAUGGAGCGGAGGUGCAAAGCAUCGUGGGACCACCUCAAGGUCAUCUCCAAGCACGAGAUGAAGCCGUCGCUCAAGCAGAGGAUGUCCGACUUUCUGAAGGACUGUGCCGAGCGGAUCAUCAUCCUGAAGAUCGUCCACCGCAGGAUCAUCAACAGGUUCCAUGCCUUCCUGCUGUUCCUGGGCCACCCGGCGUACACGGUGCGUGACGUGAGCGUGCACCGCUUCAGUAAGAUCCUGAGCGAGUUUGCGUUGGAGUACCGCACCACGCGCGAGCGCGUCCUUCAGCAGAAACAGAAGCGGGCCAACCACAGAGAGAGGAACAAGACCCGGGGCAAAAUGAUCACAGAUCAUCUCCAGCCCUCCUCCUUGAUGGGGAGCUUCAGUGGGGCUCCUCCAGGAAAGAGUGAUGAUGAAGAGGAUGGAGAGGGAGGGAAGUUUGGCGGCUCAGGCCCCGAGGCUCCGGAGGUGCAGGGUCUGGGAUACGCUGAGAGCGCUGCCGAGCAUGAGAGCAUGAAGGCCGUUUUGAAGAGCAGUCUGCAGGGCAGCGACAGCAGCACCUCAGUGGUUCCUGGUCUCCGCACAAGGACCAGAGCCAACAGAGGAUCACUUGUUGGCCGGAACAACUUAUGGUCAUCGGCGAAUGACGACCCAACGAUUUGCACAGACGACACGGCAGACGAGAUCAUGGAGCGCAUUGUGAAGUCCGCCACUCAGGGGCCGAGUCAGAGGGCACAGCCAAGGGAGAGGAGGAGAUCCAGGGCCAACCGUAAAUCCUUGAGGAGGACGUUGAAGAGCGGCCUGACCCCAGAGGAGGCCCAGGCUCUGGGGCUGUCCAGUGGUUCCGAGAUGCAGGUGUGACAUGGCGAGAUUCAGCAGCUCUGACUCCAGCACACACUCUCCCUCUCUUACACACACACACACAUUUGUCCAGGGAAACAAAGCCUCCUUUCACCCAGCCCUGAUCUCCCGACCUGUCCACACCGUGACGCCGUGGUCCAGGCUUCUCCUAGCCUGAUCGGACUUUUGCCUGUUCCUGGGGGAUCUGGCCAGCGCUUCACACCUGUUGCGCACUCUGUGGUUUAAGGAAGCGGUGCAGUAUUUCACAGUGACACGCAUGUACACACACACACACACACACACACACAGCUCAGCAGCUUGUACGUGAAGCAGAAUGUUCUCCCCUCCUCGUUGCUGGAAGAGCGUGCCGUCAGCCUCCUCCAGCCCUCUCUCACUCAGGGCUCACAACCCCAACACAGCUUCCACACACAGCUCCGACUGGACUCGAGUGAGUGAGUGACCGACUGAGGUGUUUCAAAAACCACUGUGGCCUUUCUGUAACAUGGACACAGGACACUGUCCGGCCCACAGAAGUCCAUCCUUUAUCAGCCACACCAGUGGAUAGCACAUCGGUGGAGUUACUGUAGUUUAUAGUACACUCUCCUGCAGUAGAUUUUUUUGGGGAAUAUGAACACAGCUUCGUAACUGUUGAGUAGGGUUGUAGAUUUGCUCUCCUGAGGCUGUAUAUUUCGGAAGCAGUGUAUCUGCUCUGCUGCAGUAGACCUUGUGAAAAUGGUUCACGUCCCAUGCUUAAGUGGCGCUCUAAGGCAGUGAACUGCACUCAGGAAGGAGAGGACUGAUUUUAAUUGUGUGAAUUCUUUCAAAACGAAAUACGUUAAGACAUAUGCACAGACACGGCACAAAAAUCACUGUUCAAAUGAAGGAUGAGUUAAUUUCUCCUGACUGAGCAACACAUUGUGAUUCUAUAGCUGGAUGUCUAUAUGACCCUGUGUUACAAUUCACAUUGUCUUGUCUAGCCGACACAGUUAAUGUUCAUGACAAUUUCUUGACAACCCUGUGAUUGUAUGUGCCCCCAAUUAUUCCUUGCAGAAAUCAAACCACUGCUGAACAAUGUUUUUUUUCUUUCUUUUUUUAUUAGUUCAAUAUCAACAAAUACUGAGUUUCACGUGAUUUGAGUGCCUUUUAAGAUAUGGUCUGCUCAUUCAGUGACAGACAGGGACAUUCAGCACUAAGCCGUCACUCACUGAGAGGAAACUUUCAGCCUCUUGUGUCCCUUCCCCACUCCUUCUGGUACACAGCCCCUGUCCUCCAUUCACACUGGCUGCAUUUUCACCGUUUGCAUGCACUUACGCUUGGAAUGACACACAUGAACAGUACCUUGAACCUUCCUUUCCAACCACAAUCCUUCAACAGCGUGCUGUUGAAGCUAUAGACUCAAAAUGGACUGUCCACACCAUAUGACUACCACGAUGACUGGUUUUGAUCUUUUCCUAGGUUAUGAAAUGUGGUAGCAUCCAGCACCUUAUUAUUUGUAGAGAUUUUGGAGGAACAUUUGAGUAUUAUUAUUGAAGCUUUUUCUCAACAAAUGUUUCUCUGAGUAUUGUACUAUGAAAGUAAAAACUAGAAAUUACUUGUAAAGUAAAACCAGAAUAAAAUGUAGAAGCAACGUGGGGAAAAAAGAUACUGUAAAAUUAUGUAAAUGUCAGUGUUUUAUUUUUGUGUUCCUGUUAAAUUUGUAUUUUGUAUAGUAUAGUGUACCAUAGGUGAGGCACAGUGUUAUUCUGUAAUUUAAGAGAAAACAAGCCAUGCAUGGUGAAUAAAAAAAAACAGCAGCAGACAUGUCAUUCUAGCUGGAGUUAAAGGGAGGUUUCUUUGACUUUUUUUUAACACUCAGUGGAUUUUUGUGUUUUUGUUGUGGUGUUUUAUUUUUUCUGCACAAACUUGAAACUUGCUUGGACGAUGAAAUCAGUCCAGCCACCCCUGCACUCCUGUCUAAUAUAACGCUCCAAUGCCUUCCACUUCAUUGCACUCAUGCAGUCUUGCAGUCUUGUCCCACUCCACAUGCCAGCAGUUUUCAUCUGUUGCUAAAAGUGCCAUACGAGUGGGUUUUGAAAGUGUUCAUUAAACUAUUGCUAUGUCUAUGCCCACAACAAAAAAUAUGCAUACAAAUCUUGCAAUAAAGAGCUUUUAUGAAGCA